Symbiodinium sp. CCMP2592 is the source of this 309-nucleotide messenger RNA. NCBI's taxonomy places the organism in Eukaryota, Dinophyceae, Suessiales, Symbiodiniaceae. The record is from the annotation of a GenBank genome assembly.
AUGUCUGGUGGUUCGAAGACGACCACAGUCCUGGCCUUUACUGGAAGUGGAGUCCGGAAAGAGGCUGGCAGCGGUGGCGAGAAUCAGAUUCUCGGCAACAAUGUGGACGACUGCUCGCAAAAGUCUCGCAAGGGCUGGCUGGCUCGAAUGGUGGUGCUGCUUCAUAAAUAUAAGAACAACGACUUCGCUGGCUUGGAGGCCGACAUGAAGUGGUACCAAGAGCACCAUGCUGUUAUUCCUGCGAUGAAGCACCUGGAGCACCUCGUCCAGAAGCAUGGGAAGGAUGUCGCCUAUGGAUAUUACAGCUGA